This is a messenger RNA of Aphanomyces invadans, 3898 nucleotides long. Its product is annotated as AGC protein kinase. The transcript is spliced from 5 exons. Gene Ontology annotation, molecular function: protein serine/threonine kinase activity; ATP binding. Lineage: Eukaryota; Oomycota; Saprolegniomycetes; Saprolegniales; Verrucalvaceae. The record is from RefSeq and is a predicted model, not a curated record. Bases 106 to 3852 code for a protein of 1248 amino acids. Gene Ontology annotation, biological process: protein phosphorylation.
CUUGUAUACCAUUUAAUUUAUUUUUCAGUUUGUGUUGCAUUCAAAAAAGGCAACCUCGCAACCCGACAGAGCCAUUUUCACAAGCCACAGGUGCCGCCGUGUGCCAUGUCGUUCGAUUACAGCGGCGACGAGAUCCUCUGUAGCGGAUACCUCACGAAGCGUGGCCAUGUCGUGACGAACUGGAAGAUGCGCUUCUUUGUCUUGCGUCCUCAUGCCAACUUGUCGUACUACGAAGACGAAAGCAUGAGCAAGAAGUUAGGCCAGGUGCACUUGGCCAAGGUCGCGCCGUGGGAGUACAAUGGAUCGCUCACGAGGAGUCUUUCCAAGCGAGACCUACGUACCAGUGACGAUUCGCGGUAUGGCUUCAUGUUCUUCACAACCAAACGCGUCGUGUACUACAUCUACACGUCAUCGGCGAACGAGCACCAAAAGUGGUUCAACGCCGUGGCCGACUUUUACGUACACACGUCAACCACUGCCGACUGCGAAGGCUACAUGACAAAGAAGACCCCAGGCACACUUUUCUCGUUUUCUCGGCCCAAAUUUUACGUCCUCAUGGGCGCCGUCGUCAAGUGCUUUGAGUCGGAGGACGCAUAUCGAACGCACGAGUCUCCUAUAUCCGUCCUCCACAUCCGCGCCGCGUCUCGAUGGGAAGAUGGCAUUUCGUUCCAGGGCGAGGCAGGCGCCAUGCUGUUUCUUUCGGCACCGUCUGAAACGGACCAACAGAGAUGGCUCGUAGCCACACAGGAGAAGGUCGGGUCGUCCCUGCAACCCAUUGCUUGCGCUGGGUAUCUGACCAAGCAAGGGCAUAAGCGCAAGAGCUGGAAGCGACGAUACUUUGUCCUGCGGGGGGCGCUCUUAUCGUACUACACCGACUACGAGUCGGCGAACAAGCAGUGCCUAGCCGAAGUCGGUAUCGAAGACGUGCAGGUCUGGGAUGGCGAGAUGCACGGGUUCAUGUUCACGACGACCGAGCAAGUCAUGUACUACGUCUAUGCCGACACGGAAAGGGAGCGGCAGAAGUGGCUUGUCGCGCUCAAGGCGUUGCUGGACGCGCAAUCGAACCGGGCGCCGACGCCGCUGGCCAUGGUGCCGCCGUCUCAGCCUGCGCCUUCGAAAGUGUGUCCCAAAUGCAGGCACUUGGUCACGGUGAGCAAAUUUUGCGGUCACUGCGGCCACCACGUGGACAUGCCGUACGAAGAACCUGUGCCGCGGCCGCCGAGGACGCCGCCACGACAACCACACCAGCAAUCUCCACAGGAAUCGGUGCGGGAAAAGCGCUACCCCAACGACGACGACGACGAUCGGCAAGAGCGAAAUGGGCAGACGCUGUUGAUCGCUGUCAUGCAAGCAACGGAAACGGGACGGAACUUGUUGGACCACAACCGAAAGGUGGAGGAAUUACUUGCGAGGCACCAAAACGAUCCCACGGCCAUGCCAGAGGACACGACGGUAGACCAGUCUGUGGACGAAGAGCUCAUUGCGGCCCUGGAAAAAGCGAACCUGCACACGGAGACACCUUCAGCGUCGCCGGGGGGCAACCAGGCCACCCACAACGUGAUUGUCGUUCGGCCUUCCCGUAUGGCGGACGACGAAGAUUACUCCGAGUCGGAAGAAGAGCAGCAUCCGAACCAGAACGGACGGUACACGAAUGACUCGACGGACGACGAUGACCACGACCCGCCGAUUCUUGGUGACGACAAAGGCGACAUCCGUGACAGCUCGUUGUGUGAACUCGUCAUGGACGGGAUUGCGAUCGGGGACGAAGCAGGGAGCACGGUCGCGCCGCCCCGGUCGAAAAUCGAGGCGUACUUGGAGGACGCGCUCGGAUUUGACGCGCAGUGGGUUCCGUCCCGCGAAGCCAAGACCAGCUGCCGGUUUUACACGUCCAAGAAUUACAACAGUGCUGCCGACGUCUUGUUGUUUCUGGGCGACUCUGGCCAAGUGGGUGUUUGGAAAGAUCCUGCAAAGGUGAUUGACGACCCGCACAGCCCCAUGUCGAUGCUGCCGUACGUGGAAAUGGCGCUCAAGUACAACUUUGGCGUCGUGCUGUGCAACCUUCAUGCCAACACUGUGGAUGUAAUGGAUGGGGCCACAGUUCGUACGCUCACGGUGGACCACUCCGCAUCUCCCGCUGAACAUUUGAACUUUGUCUGGGACAACUACAUUGCGUCGAACGUGCCGUCGACCACUCGCGUUGCGAUCGUCGCGGCUGGCAACGCGGGGAAAGCCGUCGUUACGCUGAUGCAAGAAGAAGAAGCGAGUGUGUACGAGAAGCUCCGACGUGUCGCAUUUUUGCAGUCGACGCAUUCGGUCGAUAGCAGCUUGAGCAUGGUCGUGCUCGAGUGUCUCGGCCGUCGCGCAAUCAAUUGGGAAGCGUCGGAGGGACAAGCGCUGUGCAGCCAAGUGGUCGUUUCGCAGUCUCGGGUUGGAUGCGUGUGCAUGUCGACGGGGUUUAAGACCACGAUCCCUGCCGAUGUGGCCGCCAUGUACCCCUUCGACUUGACCGCCGACCACCUCAAACACAUGCAAGUACCGGUUUUCGCUUACUUGACGGCAAAUCCGGCGGUGCCUGGCAUGACCGCAAUUGUAAAGCACAUGCGAUCCACGUUAAAGAAGGGUCGAACUUCGUCUGGCCGAACACGCGCCCCCACUGUCACGAACGACCCACCUGCAUCGACGCAAUGCCCUGCUGCCCCACAGACUCCAUCGCCCGUCAAGCCUUCCCACAUGUCGCCCGAUCCUUCGAUAACGCAGUACUACAUCCCUGGGAUGCGUGGUCACACAAGUGCCGCCGAAAUGGGCAAGAAACGCCAGCAAGCGGGAACAGGUCGCAGCAACAUCAGCAUCAAGGACUUCGACUUGUUAAAGGUUGUCGGCCAAGGUGGGUUUGGCAAGGUCUUUAUGGGCAAGAAGGUGUCGGGACCCGAUAGCGGAGAAGUGUAUGCGAUCAAGGUGCUGCAAAAAGACCAGGUCGUAUCGAACGGACUGGUGCACACCACCAUGGCGGAACGGCAUAUUCUGAUCGAAGUGGCGCAUCCGUUUGUGGUCAAACUGCACUAUGCGUUCCAGAGUGACUCGAAGCUGUACUUGGUCAUGGACUACCUCAGCGCCGGUUCGCUCGCAGUCCAUUUGCGAAAAUGGCGCAAAUUCCCUGAAACGUUUGCUCGUUUUUACGCGGCCGAAGUCGCGUUGGCGAUUGCGCACUUGCAUCAAGUUAAUAUCAUCUACCGCGACGUGAAGCUUGAGAAUGUCCUCAUGGACAGCGUCGGCCAUGUCAGCAUUGCCGACUUUGGGCUGUCCAAGCAAGGCGUGUCUGGCUUGAAGGGCGCCAAGACCUUCUGCGGGACGGCGGCGUACAUCGCGCCCGAGCUGCUCAAGGGCCAAAACUACGGCAAGGCUGCCGACUGGUGGUCCUUCGGCAUUUUGCUAUAUGAAAUGAUUGCUGGCAAGCCGCCCUACUACCAUCGGAACCGCGACAUUAUGUUCCAGACAAUCUUGACGCAGCAGUGGGUUACGUUCACUCCUGGAUUUUCCGACGCAGCGGUUGACUUGAUCCGGGGGCUCUUGAAUCGGGACCCGAUGCAGCGGCUCGGCAGUGGGCCAACUGGCGCUGACGAAGUUCUGUUGCAUCCUUUCUUCAAGGAGUUCGAUUGGCAACUCAUGCUCAAGCGUCAAGUCAAGCCGCCGUACGACCCGCAAGUGGGCAAGCUGGACACUGUGUACGUCCCUCGCAACGUCAGGCAGGACGGGGUCACUGCUCGGGACCGAGAAGCCAGUAUGCUCUUUUCUCACGACGGCGAUUUCCGCGGUUUUAGCUUCGUCGGUGGUCACGCGCCGGAUCUUUCAUAGUUUCAGCGUUGUAGAACCAUCACAUCAAAAUGUAACACAUGUUUAC